Cicer arietinum (chickpea) is the source of this 1067-nucleotide messenger RNA. RefSeq names its product ADP-ribosylation factor. The record is from RefSeq and is marked validated. Gene Ontology annotation, molecular function: GTPase activity; GTP binding. NCBI's taxonomy places the organism in Eukaryota, Viridiplantae, Streptophyta, Magnoliopsida, Fabales, Fabaceae.
UAAUAAAAAUCAAUUCUCUUUACAACUUUCUUGCCCCUAUUUCGCGUUGUUGCAAAGCAUCCUUCACCUCUCUCUCUCUCUCUCUCUCUCUCUCUCUCUCUCUCUCUACGUACCUCAAGCUUUCAUCUCCAAAGGGAGAAUUAACUAAGUGAAGGAGAAAUGGGGCUGACAUUCACGAAGCUGUUCAGUCGGCUUUUUGCGAAGAAGGAAAUGAGAAUUCUGAUGGUUGGUCUCGAUGCUGCUGGUAAGACAACUAUCCUCUAUAAGCUCAAGCUUGGAGAGAUCGUCACCACUAUUCCUACCAUUGGGUUCAAUGUGGAGACCGUGGAGUACAAGAACAUUAGCUUCACUGUUUGGGAUGUCGGGGGUCAAGACAAGAUUCGUCCCUUGUGGAGGCACUACUUCCAGAACACCCAGGGUCUUAUAUUUGUUGUAGACAGCAAUGACAGGGAUCGAGUUGUUGAAGCCAGAGAUGAGUUACAUAGGAUGUUGAAUGAGGAUGAACUUAGAGAUGCAGUAUUGCUUGUGUUUGCCAACAAACAAGAUCUUCCCAAUGCAAUGAAUGCUGCUGAGAUUACUGACAAGCUGGGUCUCCACUCUCUCAGACAGCGCCACUGGUACAUCCAGAGCACCUGUGCAACCUCUGGGGAGGGUCUUUAUGAAGGUUUGGACUGGCUUUCCAACAACAUAGCCAAUAAGGCUUAAUACUUAUUGUGAGUAUUGUGGAUUGGUGAUUCUGGAUGCCGGGGUGAAUAUUAUCUAGCUUUGCUUUUUGACAGUCUUGUGAUCAGGAAUUCUGGAUGCAAGGGCAAAUUUUAUCUGGCUUUUAUUUCUUGGUCAUCUUCCGAAACAACUUGAAUUUAUGUCCAUGUAUUGUGGUUUAGGAUAUAUUGGUGGCUAAAAUUGUAGUAGGAAUUUGUUUUGUGGGCUUUGUAACACUUUUAAGCUUUCUAUUGGGUUUCGAUGCAAUGUCCAUAACUGUAAUGGAGAUUUAAUUAAAUGUGCCCCAUGUUCUGAUUUAUAGUUUUAUUUUGGUUAUGAUAAAUGAUGAGUUUUUUUAUGGAAAA